Erpetoichthys calabaricus (reedfish) is the source of this 2590-nucleotide messenger RNA. It is a transcript of the gene slc15a2, whose product is annotated as solute carrier family 15 member 2. Gene Ontology annotation, cellular component: membrane. The record is from RefSeq and is a predicted model, not a curated record. The transcript is spliced from 23 exons. Gene Ontology annotation, molecular function: dipeptide transmembrane transporter activity. Gene Ontology annotation, biological process: transmembrane transport; oligopeptide transport. NCBI's taxonomy places the organism in Eukaryota, Metazoa, Chordata, Cladistia, Polypteriformes, Polypteridae. Bases 253 to 2436 code for a protein of 727 amino acids.
GGUAGAUGGAUGAAAACAUUCGGUGAACAUUUGCAGAGAGUUUAACAAGGACGACAUGGCAGCGGGCAGUUUGUGUUCAGGAAAGUCAAAACCAAAAAACCGCAGGAAUUCCAGCGGCGGACGACUUCGGGACGAAAUAACGGCGUCGGGCUGUCGGGGUAGAAAUGUCACUCGUGUGUGGACAGUGGCACGCCGUGAUCACACCCAGUGGGGAGAGCGCAGAAGAGACGGACAGACGGAAGAGACCCUCGAAUGGCUGCCGGGCGGACUACGCAUUCCCACACCUGCAGUGAAGAUCUUAAAAAGGAUUUUAGUGCCCCCAAAAAGAAGGUGCCGACAAUAUGUGGAACCAACUACCCAGUGAGCAUUGCGUUCAUCGUCGUGAAUGAAUUCUGCGAGCGUUUCUCCUACUAUGGCAUGAAAGCUCUGCUGACCCUCUACUUCAUUCAUUUUCUACACUGGGAUGAGGACCUGUCCACCGCCAUCUACCACGCCUUCUCGGGCCUCUGCUACUUCACUCCAGUGAUUGGAGCCCUGAUUGCUGAUUCGUGGCUUGGAAAGUUUAGAACGAUCAUCUACCUGUCCAUCAUUUACGUCAUCGGGCACGCGGUCAAGUCCGUCGGAGCGAUACCCAUCGUGGGAGGACACACGGAGCACGUAGCCUUGUCGUUGACCGGACUGUGCCUCAUAGCGUUCGGGACCGGCGGGAUCAAGCCCUGUGUGGCCGCCUUCGGAGGAGAUCAGUUUGAAGAAGAGCACAAGGAAGAGAGGAGGAAGUUCUUCUCCAUUUUCUACUUGGCCAUCAAUGCAGGAAGUGUGAUCUCGACGUUUGUAACGCCCCUGCUGCGAGGUGACGUGAAAUGUUUCGGGGGCGACUGCUACGCCCUGGCAUUCGGUGUCCCUGGUGUCCUGAUGGCCAUAGCACUGGUCGUCUUCCUGGCUGGCAGCAGUCUGUACAAGAAAAGCCCCUCGCAAGGAAACAUUCUGAUGGAGGUCGGCUGCUGCAUCGGGUUUUCCCUGAAGAAUCGCUGGAGGCAUCGCUCGGCUCGAUUUCCAAAGAGGACCCACUGGCUGGACUGGGCCGAGGAGAAGUACAAGAAGACCCUCAUCAGUGACAUCAAGAUGGUGACCCGUGUCUUAUUCCUCUACAUCCCCCUGCCGAUGUUCUGGGCGCUCUUCGAUCAGCAGGGCUCCCGUUGGACGUUGCAGGCGACCAGGAUGAACCUGAGCUUUGGUACCUUCGUCCUGAAGCCCGACCAGAUGCAGACUUUGAACGCUCUGCUCAUUUUGGUUUUCAUCCCAAUCUUCGACAUGGGUCUGUACCCCCUGAUCAAGUUGUGCAAAAUAAACUUCACGCCCCUCAAGCGGAUGGCGGUCGGGAUGAUCCUCGCUGCUGCUGCCUUUGCUGUCGCCGCCAUUGUGGAGGUUCAAGUCAGCGAGACGCUCAUUCCAGCGCCAGCUCCCAGGGAGACCUUAUUUCAAGUGCUGAACCUGGCAGAGCGGCCCGUUGAUGUCACUUAUCCGGGCUCCGAUGUUCCCUUCGAUACAUUUCAUCCUCUUCAGGAUCCGUCACACUACAGGAGACUGACGCUGGAGGAGGACGCACAGGACGUGAGCUUUGAUUUGCGGUACAACAGUAUGGACAUCACCUGCAACCAAACAUUUCAUGGUGAAAAGGCCUACAGUCUGACUCUGUUCACCCGUGGUGGACAACUGGAGUGCAAACUGCUGGAAGACGACAUAAAGAAGCCGGCGAAAGGACUUGCUGCCCUCAGAUUCAUCAACAGCCUUCAAGAUGAUGCAAAUGUCACCAUCAGCGGGAAAUCCUUUUUUGUACCCAAGGACCACGGAGUUUCAGCUUACCAGACUCUGGAAAGAGGAGUCUACAAAAAAGUGGAGUGCGCAGUGGGAUCUAAAAAAUACGACUUGGACGUCGACCUUCUGGACUUCGGAGCUUCCUACACGGCCAUAAUAACAAAGAAUUCAGAUGAAAAUAUCGAAGUUACAAAAACAGAAGACGUCCAAGCCAACAACGUGAACGUGGCCUGGCAGAUCCCUCAGUAUGUGCUCAUCACGGCUGGAGAGGUCAUGUUCUCCAUCACUGGACUGGAGUUUUCGUACUCGCAGGCGCCGGUCAGUAUGAAGUCCGUGCUGCAGGCCGGCUGGCUGCUCACUGUGGCCUUUGGAAAUGUCAUCGUCCUCAUAGUGGCGAAGGCAGCUGUCAUGGAACAGUGGGCAGAAUUUGUCCUGUUUGCCUGCCUCCUGCUGGCCGUCUCCAUCAUCUUCUCCAUCAUGGCCAGCUUCUACCAAUACGUGGACCUGACGGAGCCUACAGAGGAGCACAAAGACAAGGCCGAGCUGAACGACUCGGGCAGCGGGAAGGAGAAGGUGGAGGAGCAGCUGCAGUUGCAUCCGCUUAAGAAAACCAAAAUCUAGGCAGCUGAAAAGAGAGGGGAACCUUCCUCCUCCUCGCCUUCCUCCCGCAGCUUGUUUGUGCUCUUUGUCAGGCGCCUCACAGAUUUGCCUGUUUAUGUUUCAUUAUUUGAAAUCACUUCUGAUGAAAAUAAAACCUCAGCUCGUUUGUCUCCUU